Drosophila gunungcola (fruit fly) is the source of this 6466-nucleotide messenger RNA. RefSeq lists its product as uncharacterized. Lineage: Eukaryota; Metazoa; Arthropoda; Insecta; Diptera; Drosophilidae. Gene Ontology annotation, molecular function: myosin II head/neck binding. The record is from RefSeq and is a predicted model, not a curated record. Gene Ontology annotation, cellular component: stress fiber. The transcript is spliced from 15 exons. The coding region runs from base 671 to 5512 and encodes 1613 amino acids. Gene Ontology annotation, biological process: regulation of focal adhesion assembly; positive regulation of stress fiber assembly.
AAAAAUAAAAAAAAUUUAGCCGCCAAACCGAUCGGACGUGUGUCGCGCUUGUUCGCCUUUUCGAGAUUUCGCUUCUUGGCACGGUAAACAAACAAGAAAGUUUGCAAAACUGUGCUCCAAAACAGCAACAUCAACUAUUGGACUCCGCAGUGCCUGUUUCAUAAUUUGCAUGUCAAAUUUUAUUUUUCCACAAAACAACUGCACCAGCAGUUAUUGUACAAUUAUAAAGCAACUGCAAUAUCAACGAUCCGAGCUUUCAAUUUGGUUGGCGUGAAUGAAACCAUUAAAAGUUCGACGAAGAGAAGCCUAACUGCUUUGUACGAUCCCAACGAAUAACACUUCGACCAAUAUCCCACUCAGUCAAGGAAUUUCAAAAGAUCUUACUCUAAACAGUGACAAUAAAUAAAUUAGACCAAAUCGCUAAUGAAAUCGGACACCUCCAAAGACCCUGCCGCCCGAUGUGCGUGGGUGGUGGCGCAUCGCUUUUGAAUCGAAUUCGGAGCCACAGACAUGUUGAGCCAUUGACCAAAGGCCAAGAAACCCGCGUAGGAGUUCGCUGCCAUGUGAGCAGAGCUCAGUCGGCACACAGAAAACACAACGAAGAGCAAAAUUACAGACAAAAGUAGACGACAGUUAUCCAGAGGCAGGUUACAGUAGCACCACGCUCCAAAUGGAGGCCACUGAACAGGACGUCAUGCUGGAGGGCAACGAGGACCUCAUGUCCACAUCAGCCUCGUCCACAAAUGGCGGGGACACAAAUGGUUGCGGCAAAAAAUUGACCGUGACCUCGCCGGAUCCCACAUCGUACGUGACCAAGCAGCGAGUGACGCGGCCCACGCCGCCGGCUCCUUCGAAGAAUCCGAUGCAGUUCGUCCAGAUCAAGCCCUGCAACCUAUACCAGACCGCGCAGGAGCAGCUGAAGAAGGCCGAGGAGGUCAAGAAGCUGAAGGAGGUGAAGAAGGAAGAACCCGAGGAGUGGCAGAACAACCUUGACAAUUGGAAAUCAUCAAGGCGAAAACGUGUCGAGCACAUCAUCGAUCGUGCGGUGGAGACGAAGAAACUCGAGUUGGAGGAACAUGAUCGCAUACGGCGAAAAUCGAAGACAUUCACCGAAAUGAUGGAGGAGAGGGCUGAAAGGGGCGGACCUCGGGGGCGUGUCAAGCUGGCUUCCCUGGCCGUUUACAACGAGGAUGAGACGAACGAUCUGAGUGAUCUGGGGAUCGGAACCAGCAGCGCCAGUGGCAAGAGCAGCAUGUCCGAAGAUUAUGACAAUAAUAGUGUUAUGAGUGACCAUGCCGGCGAGCUGGACAAGGCGAUUGGCGCAGCUGGUUCUGGAGCAGGCGGAGUAGUCCCCCGAAACGUGGACGAGCAGCAGAAUCACAUCAACCGCAACGGCAGCAAUGGAAACCACGGGAACGGAGUGACCACUGCCCAGACGGGCCUCUCGAAUCCCUCCAAAGCAACCGGAAGGGAGUACGUUUCCUCACCAGGCUACGACACUUCGUCCAGUACGGCGCCCGCCAGCUCCCCGGACCCGUGUGAAUACACCUACGAGGGAGCCAUCCAGGACUACAAGCAGCGGGUCCAGCGGGCCAGCAGCAAUGGCAAUGGAAAUGCCAAUGGCAAGGACAUCGGAGAACCCAUAGCCUAUCCCACAAGGCGGGGAUCCAAGAUCGAGGAUCGCUUGAGCGGUUUUGAGGUGACCUCGCCCAGCGACACCCAAGAGGGUGUGGAGAAGCAAAAGGUGGACGUGCCCAAGGUGGACAUCUCGAAGCGCAAGGAGAUCUUUGAGCAGGCCAAGACUGAAGUCUCUAAUGGAGCUGCUCCCGCCGCGCCCAAACUAGUGCUUCGUGAUCGCUUAACCAACGGCAAUGCAGCUCCCACCGCCCCCAAGUCGGAUGUGAGACGUCUCUCCGGCGACAUCUCCAGCAUUCGGGACCGCAUGCAGAGCUUGGAGCAGCAGCGCAAGGCCUUCAACUCCAGCAAGAGUGUGGAUGUGCCGGUGCCGCCGCUCAAGCAGCGCCUGAACAGCCUGCAGCAGUCCGUUACCAAAGAGGAGCAGAAGAAGCCACCGCUGGUGGCCCUCAUCGAUGCCAGGCAACUGGAGAUCAUGAGGGGCGAGGAGGAACGCAUGCGCCAGCAACAGCAGCAGCAGCAGAAGGAGCACCAGAAGGAGCACCAGAAGGAGCACCAGAAGGAGCAGCAGCAUCAGCAGAAGGAGAAGCCUGUCCCACAAAAACAAACCACUGUGCCCGCUCCUGCGCCAGCACCACCAGCCCUUGUUAUAGAGGCACCACCGGUGCCAGCCACAAACGACGACAGCGGCAUUCAGGAGGACACCACCGACGAACUGCAGCAGCAGCAGCAGCAACUCAACGCGGCCAUCGCCGCCUUGGCCCUCGAGGAGCGCCAGUUGGAGGAGGCAGCCAACGCGGUCAACCAGAUCGAGGCAGAGUUCGAUGAGCUGACCGAUCUGAAUCCCUCGCCAUUGCCACCGUCGCCGGCCCACCCCUCGGUCCUGCCAGCCAUCCAACCACUGGCAGCUGCUCCAGUUGCAGCUCAAGCGGCCAAUCAGGCGGCUGCUCCUCCAUUGCGGGACAUGGAAUUUAGUAUCAACGAAGCUCUUGAAUUGGCGCUGCAAGCAAUCGAUCGCGAGGCGACCACCAAGCCAAUGGACAAGAAGGCACAACAUCCGCCGAAGCAGGAGGAGAUUGAACAGCAGGAGGAGUUGGCUGCUCAGCCAAAGGAGGAGGAGGAGGAGGAGGAGGAGGAGGAGAAGGAGCCAACCCAGGAGGAAGAGCAGAAGGAGGAGGAGGAAUCACACACCGGGGGUGGGGAAAUGCCAAAUAAAACCGAUGAGCAGAAGCAGGGGGAACGAGAGCCCAUCUACGAGAAUGUCAGCUCGACCAUAUCUAUGCAUGAAGUAGAUAAUGAACAGAUAGCAACGAUGACGAUAACCACACAGACACAGACGCAGGCGACGCGGAGGAGUCACCGGAGAAGCAUUCCAAAUAAGCAAACCAGCAACAAUAACGAGAAUAAUCAAAGCCCUAGCCCUAAUCAAACCAACAGCAGCAGCACCAGCAGCAGCAGCAAUCAAACAGAGAACAGCACACCAGCAACAGCAACAGCAGCAGCAACAGCAACAACAGCAGCAACAGCAACAGCAGCAACCCAUGUGCCACCAGCAGCAACUGGGGAUGCGGAGCCCUACUACCAGGUGCCCAAGGCCAUGGAGCCCUACUACGAUGCGCCCAAGCAUCUGCGACCAGUGCCCGUGUACGAGAACAUCGAGAUCUUCUACUCGGGCCUGGAGAUCAGUCAGGGAUCGGCCGGAGCGCCGCCGGGCGUGAUGGAGCCGCCCAAGGAGAAGCCACCGCCACCGCCCACCGAAAGUCCGCCGCCGAUUCCGUUGGACGAGGGCCACGACGACGAGCUGGACGGACUGGGCAGCAGUCUGGGCCACCACACCGACACGUGGUCGUCGGACAACACCUACGAGACCAUCUCGAACGGCACGCGCCGCCACCUGCAGGCACCGCUGGAGCCCGCCCAGCCCUCGCCGCCCAUCAAGCGCAUGAACUCAACGAAGCGCAUCAAGAAGGAGCUGCGCAACAAGCGCUCCAGCUUCCUGGGCAUCGAGACCGACGGCGACCUCGACGACAUGGAGACCUACCUGGAGCUCACUGUGGCCCCGCCGCCGGACAUGGCCCAGCUGCUGCAGGAGGAGCGGCGCCUCGAGAAGCAGCUGUACAUCAAGGCGGGACUCUGCGACAGCUCCGACACAGGGGAAAGUCGCGACAGUGGUGUUUCCGAGAACCACUCUCGCCAGAGCAGUGAGCACUAUACGAACUCCUCCGAGGAGAACGACACCCAGUCGGAGGCCACGCCCCCGCCGCUGCCCCCGCCCCCGUCGAGCGCCCAGCUGGGCGAAGUCAUCUACCAGAACGAGAGCCUGCUGGCUGCCCAGACCCCGCUCCUGCAGACGGUCAAGGGCAACUCGGCCGAGUCCUGGACAGAGUCGGCGACAGCGGCGGCGGCGGCCACCCAAUCGCUGAGCGAAGCCACUGCGACGGCCAAUGCCAAGAUGCAAUCCAUCGAGGACAAGAUCCGGGAGCAGGGCGAGGUCUUGCGGGUGGAGCGGGAGCUGCUGCACUUUUCGCAGGAGGAACUGAAGCGCCAGCGCGAGAACCUGCUGCUCCGUGAGAAUCUGGCGCGGCGGGAGCUGCAGCACGGCGCGAAGAUGCUGAUGUCGAACAACAGGCGCUCGCUGCAGGAUCUGCACCACGGCCUGGGCAUCGGCAACGGAAUGCUGAGUGCCUUCCAGCCGCCACAGCACCACCAGCCACCGAUGCCGCCGCCGCAUCCGCAGCAGAUCUACGCCAAUGUGCCGCAACAGCAGCAACAGCAGCAACAGCAGCAACAGCAGCAGCAGCAGGCGGCGCUGUACGCAUAUCACCAGAUGGACACGGACUACCGCAAGUCCAUGUCGGACCUGAACGAGUUCUCCAACCGCCUGAUGCUGCCGCCGACGCCCCCCACAAAGCCACUGCGGGCGAUGCAGCUGGCCGCCAACGGGCAUGGCCUGGAGCCGGACUACGCGGUCAGCACGCGGCAGCGCCAGCCGUCGAUUCCGUACGGCGGCUCCCUGGUGAAGAUCGCCGGCGCCCCAAUGCCGCCGCGGCUCUCCGGCCCGGGCUAUCCCGUCCAGGCGUCGGCAGCGGCCGCCUAUCAUCACCAGUCGGCCCAAAACCUGAGCAACAUGUCCCGCAACACCCUGCUCGCCCUGAGCGCCACCCCCAAGCCCAAGUACACGGACGGCUGGGUGCAGGUGCAGCAGCGGAAGAGCUACGAGAGCCACCAGGCCAGCGACCCGGCCUGGCUGUCCGCCCAGCAGCAGAAGCGCAAGUCCAUGCCGGACUACGGCGGGGCCCUCUACAACAACAACCAUUGGGUGCUGCAGGAGGCGGAGCAGCGGCGCAUCGAGCAGCUCAACCGGCGCUCGAUGCCGGCCAGCAAGUCGAUGGGCAAGCCGCUGCCCGACUCCAUCAUCCAGACGCUGACGGAACGGGUCCAGAGCAAGGGCAUCGGCGAACGAAAGCGCUUCGAUGGCAACGGCAACUACAGCCAGGUCAACGGCAACACCAAUCUCUACCAGCAGCCACAGCAGCAGACGCAGCAGCAACAGCAGCAGAAGACCAGCAUCACCAACGGCAGCAACACCAACACCAACACCAACAUCAACGGCAACAGCAACAGCAGUCAGGAGAAGGUGCUCAGCGUCAGUGGCAAGAAGAAGUGCUCCCAUUGCGGCGACGAACUAGGUCGCGGCGCUGCCAUGAUCAUCGAGUCGCUGCUGCUGUUCUACCACAUCAACUGCUUCAAGUGCUGCGUCUGCCACGUCCAGUUGGGAGAUGGCCUCAACGGCACCGAUGUCCGGGUGCGGAACCACAAGCUGCACUGCCAGAACUGCUACUCCAGCGACGACGGCAUCAAGUUCAGCUGCGUCUAACUGAGCCGUUGACUGGGAAACGGAAGUCAAUUCGAAGAUGGAACUGGGGGUUGUUGUUGUUCUUGUUGCUUUUGCAACAUUGAUUGUUGUUGUUGUACUAAUAAUACAUAGAUACUAACUACUGACAUAGCUCGUAUGUUUACAUAUGCAUAUACACUACAUUUAUCCAUGUUGAGAACAAAGUCAAAAGCAAAACGUUUCAGAUUAGUGUUAAUCGCUUCUAUAUAAGUACGAAAUUUUUUGAAUGUCUGCAUUGCUUUUUGACUCAGAUUUUAACUUUUUAUAAACGAUAUUCUACGUGUUUGAAAAUCCGACGUUAUAUAUACACACAUAUAUGUUUGAAAAGCCAAGCUCUCUAAAGUUUUAUGCCACGUCUAAGGAAAAAACGGUUAAAAUGUGUAUUGAAGAAUAUUAAACAAAAGAAUAUUGAACAAAUAGAAAGAAAAAAGUUCUGUGAACGUUGUUAAAAUUUUGAAAUUGUAUAUUGCCUACAUAUAUAUAUCCACAGACAAAUGAAAAUUGUACAUUCAUUUAACAAACAAUGCUGAUGUUUGCUCUUUUUGCUUCCGAGCAUUCGGUUACUUCUAAAUCUAACAUUUCUGUGUUUCUAUCUAUCCUACACGCCCCAGCCCACAUAAAAUACCUAAAGACGUAUCCAAUGUACCUAAAACUAUAUACAAAUACCCAUCCACACGCAACACACUAACAUAAGAACAUAUUAAAUACUACAUGAGAUGUGCAUAUAACGUGAAAGAUUUAAUUUCUAAUUGUCGUUAUUCUUAUUUAUUGUAAUUAAGCAUAAAAAUCAAAAACAUGUAUAUCAUAUACACUUCUUGAAUUUUAUGAUUAACUUUUAAACUUUAUCGGUAUAUGAAUAAUUUUUCUGUAAAAAUACAUCAAAGAAUCCAUUUGAAUUUCGCUUAGUUCUAUAAUAAAGUACUUCAAAGAAGAAAA